Cavenderia fasciculata is the source of this 1578-nucleotide messenger RNA. RefSeq names its product Putative GTP-binding protein. Gene Ontology annotation, molecular function: GTP binding. NCBI's taxonomy places the organism in Eukaryota, Evosea, Eumycetozoa, Acytosteliales, Cavenderiaceae. The transcript is spliced from 2 exons. Bases 1 to 1578 code for a protein of 525 amino acids. The record is from RefSeq and is a predicted model, not a curated record.
AUGCGAAUCUCUCGUUUUUUUACACCCGAAUUUGUUCAAAUCGGUAAGUAUCAAAUAUUACUUUUCAUUGCAUUGAUAGAUAUAGGAAGUCAAAAGAUGAUGAAAACAUCAUUGCGAUCAAUAUUUAGUAUUGGUCAGAUAAACAUACAUACAACAUCAACUCUUUGUUCAAAGUACUUUUCAUCAUCUUCAUCAAUCAUAGACAACAAAAGUCGCAGUAGUAACAACAACAAUGGACAAUACAGCAACAACUCAUACUUGAUAUCAAACAAACCAUUGUUUAUUAAUCAUACGAUUACAACAACACUAACACAACAAAUGCAAGCAAUGACAUCAACCAGUAUGUUGACAAUCAACCCUUAUUGUCAAUCAUCAUUUGAUAAAAGAACGAUGAUUAGUAAAGUCAAGAAACAACUAAAAUUGGAAAAGCAUAGACGAUACAAACAAACAAUGAACGAGAGAAAGGCCGAAAGAGAAUCGACAGACAUGUCAUCACUACCAAAAUCAGAUCUAUCACAUGAUCGUAUGAUCCCUAAACUCAAAGUAAUGAUUGGUAACAAACAAACAAAUAUCAUUAAAGAAUCUUCAAGAUCAAAUUGGCAUAUCAGACAACAACAACAAAGAGAAAAGAAAGAAAAUGAUAGUAGUAAUGGUAGUACUACUAUAGGAGUAAACAAAGAAUUUAAAAAUACGGGCUAUGAUGCAAAGGUUUUAGAAAUGAUUCAACAAAAGAAAUUGGGACGUGUUAGAGUUGAUAAACCAAAACAAGGUAAAACUAAAUUAGAUGUACUUAGAGAUGAAGCUAGAAAAGAUAUUCCCAAUUACUUUCAUUCAAAAUUUAAAUUUAUUGGAGCAGCAAAAAAGGAAGAUUCAUUAUUACCGGAAUCAGAUACACCAGAGGUAGCAUUUAUUGGUAGAAGUAAUGUUGGAAAGAGUAGUUUAAUUAAUGCUAUUACAUUGAGAGGAUUGGCAAAGACAUCGGAUAAACCAGGAUUGACACAAUCGAUCAAUUGGUUUGAACUUGGGUCGACGUUGCGAUUGGUCGAUUUGCCAGGUUAUGGAUUUGCAUUUGCCAAACAAGAGAAAUCAGAUACUUGGAAUCAACUAAGUGUCAACUAUCUCACCAGUAGAAAGAGUCUCAAACGUGUAUUUGUCCUAAUAGACUCUAGACAUGGUUUCAAAGAUAGUGAUCGUCAACUAUUGGAUAUCCUUGACAAAAAUCAUACUCAUACUCAAAUAGUUCUCACCAAAACUGAUCUAUCUGAACAAUUGGAUCUUGCCAAAAGAUUUACUUUGGUCGCCAAUGAAAUUAAACAUUAUAGACAUGUACAAGAUCCAAUCUUAAUGGUAAGUAGUAAAACUUAUAAAGGUAUAGCCGAACUAGAUACAAUUAUAAAAAGUUUUAAAUUACGUAUCAAACCAACAACUCUACCAACAACAACGACAAAUAUUAAACAACCAAAAGAUGAAGCAACAAAAACAAAAAUAACAAAUAAUAAUAACAAAAAAAGAUUAAAAAAAUUAGAACAAUUAAAAAACCUAAUUAAAAAGAAUCCAAAUCCAACAAAUAAUAAAUAA